AUGACGCUGCAGGGCCCCGUCAUGCUGAAGCAGGGCUUCGUGGGCGUUAUCCCUCGGAUGCCGAUAUUCAUCCAGAACGUGUCGGACCCCCACGAGACGUUUGGUGCGCCCAGCGAGGCCUACAACUGCAGCGCAUGCAGCAGCAGGGGCGGAAAUAUUGGUUUUUGCGGCAGCAGCGGCAGCAGCGGCAGCAGCGGCAGCAGCGGCAGCAGCGGCAGCAGCGGCAGCAGCGGCAGCAGCGGCAGCAGCGGCAGCAGCGGCAGCAGCGGCAGCAGCGGCAGCAGCGGCAGCAGCGGCGGCUGCGGCAACGGCAGCGGCGGCAAUCGCAGCGGCGCGGCGGCUACCAAGACCCGCUUCUGGGGCUUUGUCACCUGCAUCAUCUCGUUCGACGCCAUAACGCGGCCCCCGGACCGCGGCGAGGCCGGUGCGGCGGCGGCGGCGGCGGGCGCAGGCGCCGCCAAGGGGGGUGGGGCUGGUGGCGGCGGCGGCGUGGACGGUGUCGGCGGGUCGCUCGGCGCGCUGGAUACAGCGGAGCACAUUGCCAGCCACGCAGGGGGCGCCGGCGGCGCGGGGUCCAACAUUAUGCUCGCCAGCCUGCAGCAGAGGGGAUACAACUAUGCCCUCAUGGCGCCCCAGCCCGGCGGCUCCACCCUGCUGAUCGCCCAGACCCCCGACCCGCCAGUCAACCCCGUGUCCGCCACAGUUCACACCGUGAACUCCAAGUGGACGCUCCACGUGUCCCCCACCGCCGGCUGGAUGCCGCCGUGGCGCAACCCGCUGCUCGCGAUGGUGAUCGUCAUCAGUUUAGUCAUAGGGCUCAUGCUGACGGCGCUGCUGGUCAACCGCCGCCAGCAGGCGUGGCUGGUUAGUGAGCUGAAGAACCACCCCUCACCACCCCCAAAUCACCCCUAA
Messenger RNA from Monoraphidium neglectum, 912 nucleotides. RefSeq lists its product as hypothetical. The record is from RefSeq and is a predicted model, not a curated record. Bases 1 to 912 code for a protein of 303 amino acids. Lineage: Eukaryota; Viridiplantae; Chlorophyta; Chlorophyceae; Sphaeropleales; Selenastraceae. The transcript is spliced from 6 exons.